Molecule: messenger RNA, 1972 nt
Organism: Varanus komodoensis (Komodo dragon)
Lineage: Eukaryota; Metazoa; Chordata; Lepidosauria; Squamata; Varanidae
Gene: GRWD1
Product: glutamate rich WD repeat containing 1
Exons: 7
Coding region: 5-1384 (459 amino acids)
Molecular function (GO): protein binding
Source: RefSeq, a predicted model, not a curated record
CAAGAUGGAGGAACCCGGCACGUGGGACGAGGGAAGUAGUGGCUCAAGUAGUAGCGAUCACGAUGAAGAGGAGGAGAUGGAUGUGGGGGAGAAGGGGCAAGGAGGGGAGAAGGGGCACGGGAAGGGACGUGGAGGCACGUAUGUGCCGGGACAGGGUCCUCCUCCGGCACCUGGAGAAGAGCUAGUAAUGGAUGAGGGAGCCUAUCGGCUUUACCAUCGUGCAGGCACAGGUGCUCCUUGCUUGAGCUUUGACAUUGUGCGAGAUGCCCUUGGAGAGAAUCGAACCAGUUACCCACUGAGCCUUCUCCUUUGUGCUGGAACUCAGGCUGAAAGUGCCCAAGCCAAUAGACUGUUGGUGAUGAAGAUGCACAAUCUCCAUGGGACCAAACAAGCUGGCAAAGAGAGUUCGGGGUCAGAGAACAGCAGCAGUGAAAGUGAAGAUGAAGCUGAUGAAGAGAAGAAACCACAGCUGGAACUGGCUAUGGUUCCCCAUUAUGGGGGUAUUAACAGAGUUCGGGUGACGGAGCUGGGCGAAUCGCAAAUAGCAGCUGUUUGGUCUGAGAAAGGGCAGGUGGACAUCUAUGACUUACGGCAGCCCCUAGUGGCUGUGUCUGAUGCUCAAGCCAUGGCAGCCUUCCUGCGAGAACAGCAGGCAAAGAUCAAGCCCGUCUUCUCAUUCACUGGGCAUAUGACAGAAGGUUUUGCGAUGGACUGGUCCCCCAAGAAACCAGGCACUCUUCUCACGGGUGACUGUAAUAAAAAUAUCCACUUAUGGACUCCCAAGGAGGACGGCUCAUGGUUUGUAGACCAGCGACCUUUCACAGCCCAUGCUGCAUCGGUGGAAGACCUGCAGUGGUCCCCAAAUGAAGCGACAGUUUUUGCUUCCUGCUCGGCAGAUGCCACCAUCCGGAUCUGGGACACACGAGCAGCUCCAGGAAAGGCCUGCAUGCUGACCGCCAGCCAGGCACAUGAUGCUGACAUCAAUGUAAUCAGCUGGAACCACAAUGAGCCCUUCAUCGUUAGCGGUGGUGAUGAUGGGGCCCUAAAGGUCUGGGAUCUGAGGCAGUUCCAGAAAGGCUCGGCUGUUGCCACCUUCAAGCAGCACACGGCACCUAUUACAUCUGUUGAAUGGCAUCCUACAGACAGUGGCGUCUUCGCUGCUUCGGGAGCGGAUGACCAGGUGACUCAGUGGGACUUGGCUGUGGAGCGAGAUGACGAAGCAGAGGCCGAGGACCCCGUUCUGGCCUCCAUCCCACCUCAGCUGCUGUUUGUCCACCAGGGAGAGAAUGACAUCAAAGAACUGCACUGGCAUCCACAGUGCCCUGGCAUCCUCGUCACCACCGCCCUGUCUGGUUUCAACAUCUUUCGAACAAUCAGCGUCUGAAAGACUUGGCUGCCUUGUGCUUCUUUUUUUACUGACAUUGCCCUUGGCCUCUUACUCACUGUUGUUUCAAGAUGGCUACCACCUUUCUUCCCUGCAGACUUAGAACAUCCUAAAAUUGCUUCUUUUGUUGGUCUAAAUUAACUAAGCAUUUCUGCUGUGGGAACAGAGGUCUCCACAGUUGGCCUAGACUAUAAGCUUGGCAGGCUUUUGAUGAGGUCAUCCCCUUUUUCCUGUCCUCCAAUUAGUGGGCGAGAACGAUUAGAAUAGCCUGUGCGCUGUGUUAUCUACACUAAUUUCAUAGGGUUCAUUCCCUUUUGCCCAUGAACAAAUCAGAUAACUCAGGCCUCAUGCAGAAGUUGCCAUUUAUUCUACAGAAGAGGGAACAGAGAGAGUUUAAAGUGGAUUAGAGGUUUCCGCUGUGCAUGGACCAGUCCAUUCUAUAUGACUGAUGAAGCUCUUAAAUAUCUGUAUGAAUUAUAGGUUCUGGAGUGCCUAUGGUACUUCAGCAGGGAGAGGGCUAACCAUUUUGAAACUGAAGCUUGCAAAGAAUGAUUUAUAUUUAAAUAUAAACUUGGAAGAAAAGUUUAA